Molecule: messenger RNA, 2328 nt
Organism: Octodon degus (degu)
Lineage: Eukaryota; Metazoa; Chordata; Mammalia; Rodentia; Octodontidae
Gene: Rasl10b
Product: RAS like family 10 member B
Exons: 4
Coding region: 342-953 (203 amino acids)
Molecular function (GO): GTPase activity; GTP binding
Source: RefSeq, a predicted model, not a curated record
UCCGCGGGGACGGCCGGGCUGAGCGCGACCCUCGGCUCCGCCGCAGCUGCCCCCGUGCCCCAGCCCGCAGCCGCUGGCCAGCCGGGGGCGCCCCCUCCUCUCUCCCCCCGGGCGGGGGACCGGGGGCAGCGCCGGAGCCCGGGGGGAGCGCGGCUCCGCCGGCCGGCCGGCCAGUACAGGGGGCAGCAAGGACGGCCGGGUCCAGGUGGAGGCCGCAGAGGUCCCAGGGCAAGCAGAGGCAACAAUGAUUGGUCCUGACGGUGGCUGAGCCCCCAGCCCCUGGAAUAUGCAGCCCGGGGGAGCCCCAGGCAAGGACGCGGUGGCGGAGUGGGGCGGGAGGCAUGGUCUCCACCUACCGGGUGGCUGUGCUGGGGGCGCGAGGUGUGGGCAAGAGUGCCAUCGUGCGCCAGUUCCUGUACAACGAGUUCAGCGACGUCUGUGUGCCCACCACCGCCCGCCGCCUCUACCUGCCUGCUGUGGUCAUGAACGGCCAUGUGCACGACCUCCAGAUCCUGGACUUCCCACCCAUCACCACCUUCCCUGUCAAUACGCUGCAGGAGUGGGCAGAUGCCUGCUGCAGGGGACUCCGGAGCGUCCACGCCUACAUCCUGGUCUACGAUAUCUGCUGCUUUGACAGCUUUGAGUAUGUCAAGACCAUCCGCCAGCAGAUCCUGGAGACAAGGGUGAUUGGCACCUCAGAGACGCCCAUCAUCAUUGUGGGCAACAAGCGAGACCUGCAGCACGGCCGCGUGAUCCCGCGCUGGAACGUGUCCCACUUGGUGCGCAAGACCUGGAAGUGCGGCUACGUGGAGUGCUCUGCCAAGUACAACUGGCACAUCCUGCUGCUGUUCAGCGAGCUGCUCAAGAGCGUCGGCUGCGCCCGCUGCAAACACGUGCACGCUGCCCUACGCUUCCAAGGCGCGCUGCGCCGCAACCGCUGUGCCAUCAUGUGAGGCCCGCGUGCCCUGCGGAGGGCAGCAGCAGUGGGGCGAGGAGCCUGCGGAAAUUGAACUCGCAGUCCGGGCCUGAACGGCCCGCAGUCACGCACCUCCGCUGAAAGGCCAGGGCGAGAGGGAGCCCUGCAGAACUCCUCCACCCUCCCCUUCUCACACAUUUGUCUUCCUGGGACAACCACCUUCACUGCUGUAGCUAGAGUAGUGUCCGCUCGGCCCGAGCUGGUGCCACAUCCUUCUGGGAUUGGGGGCGAGCGAGUGGCAUGGAGGGUGGGUGAGGAGGUGCUGCUGCCUUGGCUGGGCCCCCACUGGUCCUCUCCAGAGUGUGUCUGUCUUUGACCAGUGUCCUCCUUUUCCCACGUCUGUCUGCCCAACCGUCUGUUAGUUCUUCCUUGUCUUACCGCCCUCCGAUGUCCUUCCCUACCCCCAGCUCCACUCACAGGGCUCUCAUUCAGUUCAUCCCCUUGUCACAGAUCCUGGCAGCUUUGGAUGCCAGGCCAUCUGGCCCACAGCGCCACUGGCACAGGGCAGAGAGAGCUGCGGGUGGCCCACGGACCGCAACCAAGAGGUCUAAGGGUUGAGGUCCCAGAUCAGUCAGGGGGAAAAGGCUGAGCUCUCCUGUUCCAGGGAGACCUCCCUGCCCAACAGCCUCCAGAGACACAACAACCUACCUUCCAGCCUUAACUCGAUGGUCCGUCCCUGCCGGGUGCCCCUCACCACCUUCCUGACUCCAAAGCCAGAUCAACCCCUGGGUUAAAACUUUUGUUUUAAUAGCAUGGGGAGGGAACUUCCCCAAAGGACAGAUUCCUUCCCAUGAUGCCAGGUUCCAGUCCUCUAUUACCUCCUGCAUCAGGUGAUUUGGGGAGUGGAGUUUUGGGGGUCUGUAGGCUGUGGGUAGGGUGGUGCCAGGAAGGGGUCAGAUUGUGCCAGUGAUGAUUCUGCCUCCCCAUCCCACCCCACUCUGAUUACCCCAAAUUCUGCCUGCCUCAGAUCUCAGGGUACCCUGAUUCUUCUGGGCAGGAGCUGGGAGAAGAAUUAUGGGGACCGGUAUGCCCGGGGAAGAUAUGCCUGCAUCCCCACCCAUAGGUGGAGGCCCUCAGGAUCUGACACCCUGUGUCCCAACACCAGUUGGCCCUAUGCCCUAAGUCACUCCACCCCAUUUUCUCCGGCUGCCUGGCCGGGUUUCUACCUCUCGUCACCGGAGCUGAUCACUGUCAGUUUUGUACCGAUUUAGAAAUAACAAUAAUAAUGAUUCUAGGAAAUGCCCUGAGGGGUUCAUGGGGGGACUUGAAGAGAGAAAGAAAUGGUGCCAUGUCCCUUGCCCCUGGCCAAAACAAGUUCUCUUCGAGGCUGAGCCCUUGGUCCUGGUCCAGUG